Messenger RNA from Aspergillus glaucus CBS 516.65, 426 nucleotides. Its product is annotated as nascent polypeptide-associated complex subunit family protein. The record is from RefSeq and is a predicted model, not a curated record. The transcript has 2 exons. The annotation marks the transcript as partial. Gene Ontology annotation, cellular component: cytosol; nascent polypeptide-associated complex. NCBI's taxonomy places the organism in Eukaryota, Fungi, Ascomycota, Eurotiomycetes, Eurotiales, Aspergillaceae.
AACAGAGGCAAGGGUACUCCCCGCCGCAAGGUCAAGAAGGUCCACAAGAGCUCCGGUGCCGACGACAAGAAGCUCCAGGCCACCCUCAAGAAGAUGAACGUUCAGCCCAUCCAGGCCAUCGAGGAGGUCAACAUGUUUAAGGAAGACGGCAACGUUAUCCACUUCGGUGCUCCCAGAGUCCACGCCUCCGUCCCCUCCAACACCUUCGCCCUCUACGGUAACGGCGAGGAGAAGGAACUCACCGAGCUCGUCCCCGGUAUCCUGAACCAGCUUGGCCCCGACAGCCUCGCCUCGCUCCGCAAGCUCGCCGAGAGCUACCAGAACAUGCAGAAGAACCAGGCCGGUGGUGAGGGCAAGAAGGACGACGAGGAGGAUGAUAUCCCCGAUUUGGUUGAGGGUGAGAACUUCGAGAGCAAUGUUGAGUAA